Bursaphelenchus okinawaensis is the source of this 7877-nucleotide messenger RNA. NCBI's taxonomy places the organism in Eukaryota, Metazoa, Nematoda, Chromadorea, Rhabditida, Aphelenchoididae. The record is from the annotation of a GenBank genome assembly.
AUGAGCAUCAACGGUGAGUUUCUGCGCUCCGUUGAAGUGAGGGCAGAACGGCACGAUGAGAAAGAAGUGACGUUCCUGGUGGCACGACACAAACUCGCAUCUGGAGUCAUUGUGGGAUUGGUGGAGAAGGUAGGCUUAAAACGAAAAAAAUUUAAUUUUUGCGAUUAAGGGUACAGAAAUGACAUAUUAUAGUACAUAGUACAAGAAUAAAAACUCAACUACUAUUUUUAAGAAAUGACCUUUUACUUUAUCUCAAAAUAUUCCAUGCUUUUGUCCUAAUUUAGUCUAAAACAUGUCUGUUUGAUGACGUAACCAACGUCGGCCCCACUUUGUACCAAACUCUCUUCAAGUACGAUCCACAAUAGAGUCGCUCUUGUGGAUUGUACUUGACCGUUUAAGCUGCCGGUCGGAGCCGUGUAAACAUUGACUUGACCUUAUUGUGCUCCGAUCUCAGCACCUGGUCCAAUUAGCGCGAGACGCCUUUUCUUAGCGCACUUCCUGUGGCCAAGAGUCGUCUCAAUCGACAGGUGGAUAAGGUCUUUCAAACACAAAGUCUAUUACCGUAGUUGCGAUGCAGAUACGGGUUGUCUUAAAAGUUUCGAGACAGUUUGACUUACAAGUAUUUUUUAAUAUUUUAAAUUGAAAAAAAUAAUUUUAAAUAUAAUGUUGUCAAAACAUAGAUUCUUUUAAAUGUAGUCAAUUUUAAAUGUCUUUAAAUAUUGUAGUAGCAGCGUUUUAAACUUUGUCUUCUAGCGUCUUACCUGUCAAGCCAAAUCACAACCCUAGGAAGGGUAAUAUUGUAGUAGAAGCAUUGUCUGUCCAUGAUUUUCAAAUUAUUCCCUAAAGUUGCCACAUCCCGAGCAGUCAAUUGGCCUAGAGACUGUGGAUAUGUCUAUCAGUCCUAUGUCAACCAACCCUCGGAGACAUUCUCUGGAUUGGAAGCAACAAAGACGCAGGAUUCCUAGUUUAAUAUUAUCCAUGGUCUAGUGUAAUAUAAUACAAUAGAUGGGCUUGUGUAAUAUUUUCGAUGAGUCUAUAGUACGGUUAUGUAGCUAAUAUGUAACAUACGAGCGGUCCUGGAACCUGUAUUGAGGAUAACAUUACUGUAGGGGCUAUCAAUGGAAUAAGGUUGUAGGAUUACAGGUAGUGUUGACACAACAUCUCAUAGGCGGUGUGUCGGCAUAGCUUGCUAUUUGCAUAUUGUGGAUAUCGAUGACCACAAUACAUGACUUGUUUUAGGCAUGGAUAUAGGUGAAUGUUGGAUAAAUAUCUUGUACUAGCAACUGACUUUAUCUAUGUUUUUAGUCAGGCCUUUACCUUAUAGGAGCAGCAUUAAUACUAAAAAGUUUGAAAAUUUCAAUUCGAAAUCCUGCAAACACUGAAACUGUUAACACAAGAUGGCAAUUGUGAGUCAUAAUUCCCUCUCCACACACUUUAAUACCUUCCGGCGAUCUGUCAACGGCCCCACUAUCAAAAGAGGACUUGUCCUUGUACCGGAAGGACGUCUUCAAGCCCGAGCAAUCAUCUUUUCUGCCAACUCCUUCUCUAUGGCCGGAAGUAUGCCGCUUCAUCCCCCACAAACGGUGCGUCUUCAAUUUUCCGGCAUUGUCUCCGGUCUUCAUGCAGCCCCAUCUUCGUGCCCUGAGGGCCGCCGGCCGAGCACUUACUUACCUUGGCCACCAGGAACAUCACAAAGCAAACAUGUUCGGAGGGAUGCAACAUGCAAGGUUUACAGUAAUCGUCAAGAAUUUUUAAAAUUUUUCAAAUUAACAGGCUUUUCUGUAAACUUUUUGACCGAAAAAGCGUGUUAUUUAGUAUACAGUAACACUGUUUACUAUCAAAAAUAGCAAAAGUACAAAAUGUACCAAACAUCCUAAGCUACACCAAAAACAUCCAAGACUACUGUAACCACCGGAGCCACCUGUAACAUACGCAACACAAAGGACACGCUUUGUUUGUUGACUUAAUCAUUGCACAACAACACCUUCCUGAACUCGUUUGUUGGGAAAACUUGGAGGUCCGUGGGGUUGAGGAGGCGGAGAUGGUGGAUGUCCACCUGGCUUCACCACUUUUAUUACAGAACGGAAACCAGCAGGUUUAUGAUGUCGCUUUAUGUGGGACCUAAUUAGGUGCUAACGGCGGAUCAUAUUCAUAUUUUCAAGGUCGUUUUUGAAUUGUUGUAGGUAUUGGGGACACUGUGGGCUUUUGGUAUACUGUACUUUAAUUAAGUGUUGGAACAUCUAGAUUUUUAUUUAUUUUUAUGGUAUUUGAAAUUUUUUAGCAAAGAUAUUUUGUAAUUAAAAAAUAAUUUUUUUCAAUUUUUCAAAUUUAAACUUUAAUUUUAGCCUAUUUUUUAAAUUUUUUGUUUGUCUUUUCAAAAAUCGCUGGCUACGGUUUAAAACAAUUAUUUUGAAUCGUCGCAAAUUUGAUUUAAUCCUCAAUAAUCGGGCUUGUUUGACAUGGUCUUGGCACCGGAUUAACGUCAGCAGGUGUUUGAAUCUCGUCCGUAUUUCCGCAAUUACCGGUAAUUAGAUGUUGUGGCUCGAGAUCAAGCUCUAUAUCGACCAAUCAUUGAGUUUUAUUCCUUUGAGGUUAUACUCUUCUUUUAAAGGACCAAUAUUGGUCCUAAAGGCACCGAACUCAAUUCAAAAAUGUAUUUUAACUGCCAUUUUAUGUUAAUUUCCACGAAAUACAGAACGAGUGAUUAGCUGGCCUAAUUAAAAGGACCGCUGUCCCAGAUGGGCCUCGAAUUCAACACCUCUAACCUGGUCGAUAUCUAAUCCCGGGGUUUCCCUAUUAAAUGGCCAUUUUGUUUUCGACCGUUCAAGGGAUUCGUGGUGUUACGGCCUCAGGGGAUUCUCUCACUUAUCAGAGAGAAAGGUGGUGUUCGGAAGUCAGCUGAUAUUAUACGACUUUUUAUACUCUCCACAGUCUGAUUACGGUUCUAAUUUUGUAGCGGGUAAACAAAGCGGAGUUUGAACUGUUCUGAUUUGUAUUGUCUUGGUUAACUUUAGAUUGUUUACACUGAUUAUACUUUGCAAAACUUGUCUAGAAUUAUGUGAAAAACGUCAUUUUAUAAAUAUUUUAAUUUUUAAAAUUAAAAAAUUAUUUUAAUUCGUAGUGAUUUAAACUUUACUAAUACUGUAAUCACUUUCAGAACGGCUACAACGACCCGAACGCACUUCUUCUGUUAAGUUUGUUGCGUCCCACACAAAGCAAGACCAACGUAACACCCAACAUACGAAUACGACGAUUUGGGUCGACUGUAAGUGAUCUUCAAGUGCCUAUUAUUCUGGUCAUCUUCCCGUUGUUAUUAGGUUACUAUAGGCUCUACUUGAUGCCAUGUUUUCAUAAAUUAUCGUAUCUUAAUGUCAUGGUUUUUGCUAUAAGCUUUUGUCAUCAUAAGAUACCUAACGUCAUUUUUUUGUCAUUUGAGAUUACACACUAUAUUUUUUAAAAGUUUUUUACUAAUAUACUUAGUCUUCACAGUACCAGAUUGAUUCUGAAGGCAUUUUGCAGAACUGAAUGUAGUUUAUAUUACACUUGUGAUUUAUAUUAUUGACCUAUCUUCAGAUCUACAUUCAAACCAACCGCGAGAUCCGUGUGGACGAGCGACUGGCCUCGGAAACGUGCCUCGACUUCCGAGAAGAAGACUGCGUGGACAAAGUGCCAGACGAAUCCGAAGAGCCGUAAGUGUGAUUAGCUUGAUUUGGAGAACCAAAGGUUGAAACUCAUUCUGGGCGGGUUAUUAGCGACGACGAGUUUGAGGGAAGAAGCCCUUAAUGUGGUGGCAAUGUUAUUUUAGGGUGUCAUGGGGAAAUAUUGGUUUAUUUUGGUUUAGAAAGAUGGUAGAAAGUGAUGUUUAGACAAGUCUUUGGAAUUAGAAUUGAUAUAUUAAACUUGCGAAUCACGAUUUACAAUUUUUAACUUCAAAAAAAAUAUUGUGAAAAUUGCAAAAACUUGUACUUUAGUCUUAUUCCGAACACUUUUUACAAAUUUUGUUAUCAGAGUUGCGUUUGUAAAACCUGCAAAAUAACAUUUUACCCUGCCCGGCGUAGCUGGUCGGCUAAUUUUGUUUUUGCGAAGAUCCACGCGCUCCAGAAUCGAACCCGGAAUACGUUUAUCCGGCUUUCGCCCAGAAGAACAGCGUUCCGGGAUGCAUUCGGAGGGCGUAAUCAGUGCUUAUCAGGCCGGUCUUUAUCGACAACCUGUUCACGCCAUCCUCCUCAAUUACCAUCCCUGCCCCACUUCUUCUAAUUGAUCUCUUCCCCGCUACCUUCCUUUAUUUCCCCGAACGAAAGCGAAAACGGCAAUCAUUUAUUUCGUUUUCCUUUCGCUUGCGCCAUAAUUCAGAAGUGAGACGAUUAGGGUCGUCGCCGUCUUGUAGUAUAUUGUAUUGUCUCGGUGACUGCUUGAGUGGUAUGAUGGAUGCAAUUUACUAUGUGGUAUAUUUCGGGUAUUAUUUAGUAAAUUAUAGGUCAAAAAGUCUGUAGAAGAGUCUUUUGUAGGCAACUGAGUUUAGUUGGGCAUUGGAACUGAGACUAUAUUAAUAUUUUUCGUGUGAGAUGUCUAAUACCUUUUCAAUAUGUUUUAAUAGACAAGAGGUUGAAAAAUGGUUCGGUGCAAUAUUUUUCCUAUUUAUUUAUUAGAUAUUGUUUAAAAAAUUUAUUUUUCUCCAUAACUGCCCUCCGGCACUGUCUUUAAUAUGUCAUGCCAGCUCCUUGACGUUACUCAGGUAUGCAUGAUUAGUCGCUGAAGCCCUUGUCCGGUGCCGCUGUCCAAACAGAAACCGGAACCGGUUUAAUCGUCCGCGCGACCCAUUCCUUACUUGGUCCCACCUAAGGGGGUCGAGAAGAUCAUCCCUUUACUUUCACUCUCCAUUGUUUAGAGUGGCUGUUUUCGUCGUGAUGGAGUCCCUUUUUGCGGAUUCGAUGCCGUUGUUCACUUUCCCUCUUAACCGGCGGUCAGAAUCCGUGCUCCACUGACCCAGAUUACGCCAUCUCGACGAAAAAAUAAACUGUGAGAGCGACGAUGUCGCCGCCGGCACUGGGAGAGAUUCCGGCGAAUGAUGCGCGCGCGCCACCGCCCUGUUCAUGAGGUCAUCUCGUCGAGGAGAAAGUCCAUCCACAACGGUGAAAGUGAAGAUAGCCGGAGGGGAAGACACGUGCCUCAGGACCUUAGUUUAGAAAUUUCAUCUUUUUUAAUUUUGAUUACUUCCUUUCCUCUUAACUAUACCUACAGUUACAGCUUGGUAUGACAUACAGGAUGUAUUAAAGUUUAUAACUUAGUACAAGCUGAGUACUAACUCUUGAGUCAUCCUUAAGUAUUUUCAGUGCGAUAAUCAUUAACUUAUUCCAAUUAUGCCAGUUUAUAGUUAGUCUUUUAAUAACAAAAACAGUAUCUUACUGUGCUCAAUGUAGCCCGUAUUACAAAGAUUCCUUUUCCUAGUCCAACUCUUCUCCAAUACUUGUUUUGACGCUAGUAUAAAAUCUCCAGGAUCUUUGUUUGUUUUCCGCGCAACUCUUCUGGACACAGCCGACCUACUGACCCGUAACCCUUGAACCUCCCCAAAAUAGUCAUCGCGUUUAUGUUGCUUUCGUUCGUUUAUAGUAACAGUUCUUUUGUUUUCAUAAAAGUAAUUACCUUUUAUUAUAAACUCGUUACUUUUACAUGCCCUUACCCGCUACAAGUAUAAUAUGCAAAUUCUACCGUUGUAUUAAACUGUUUUAAAGUAUAUAAUAUAAUGUAAUUUCAGUUGCGACUCCUCGGAUCCUCAGCCAGAUUACGGUGUUGGAGAAGAGGACGAAGAAGAGGAAGAAGCCGAAGAAUCCGAGGACGAAGAAGCCUCGGCCGAACGACGACACCGUGAGAGCCAAGAAGCCGCUGCUGUCGUAGCUGCUGCCGCCGCCGCCGCUGCUACAGGUCAAUCGUUUGCUUCAUUUACACGAAGAACUGCCGACGAGGAAGACACUGAAGCUACAGAACUAGCUUCUUCAAGACCCGAGAAUCUAUCUCGGCCCAACUCUUGUAGCUCCAUCAACUCGAACCAACCUCACAAGUGUCCUGUGUGUCCGAAGGGAUUCUCAUCAGCUAGGUAUGCCAAUUUCUAGAUUUUUUGAAUUCAAAAAUUCAUUUUGCAUCUUGACCAUGUCAUAAAAUCUUAUUUUAGUGGCCUAAAACAGCACAGUCACAUUCACAGCAGCAGUAAACCGUUCCGUUGUAGCGUCUGCAACAAGGCUUACACUCAGUUCUCUAAUCUCUGUAGACAUCGAAAAGUUCACCUGGUAAGUACUACAACAACAAACUUUCAUAGUGCAUUAGACCAUUUAUUAUUCUAUAUAGCGAUUCCAUAUACUCAAUAUACAGUAUGCCUUAUACACUGCUUUGAAGCCUUUCUUAUCAUCCAUUACUUUUCAGGACGGAUUUACAUGUUCCGCGUGUAACCGCCAGUUCACGAACCCUUCGGCACUCCAGAAACAUCGUGUUCAGUGCGAGAAAUACCUGCGACAAAUGACAUCAACCUCCCUAUACAAGCCCUUCCACGUGGGCUCAGUCCCCCCUUUGGCGGCCCAAGCGGCUGGUCCAGCUUCGGCCCAUGCCAAUCCCCUCAACUGGGCCGCCCUCCAUCUGGCCCCGUACCCUCAGAUUCCGCAGCUUCUGCAGUUGAAUGCGGCACGGAACAGUCUGUUCAACCUUCCGCCUGCCUUCUUCGCAGCCACAGCUACUGGAAUUCAGUCAGCCCAGACUCCAAAUGAGAAUAUCAGUCCUGUGGAACAGACUUCUGAGAAUCUUCACGCCAGCUCCACUUCUCAACCUCAACCUGAAGAGACCACGGUGCCCAAGAAGUCGUCCAACACCAUAUUCAGUGCAGAAUCCUUGUUGUGUAAACCUCUCGCGCAGACCGUUAUCCAGAAGACACCUUCCUUCGGUGAAUUCCAACGUGAUAACGAUAGGAAAUUAGAAGAACACGAUGUAGCUGCGACAGAUUCUGACACCAUCGAUGACGAUGAAACGUCAUCACGGAGUGAAUCAGAGAAGAACGGCACGAUGGAGCCAAAGAUCGAGGAGACCAAGCCGUCUUUCAAUGACAUCGCUCCUCUUAUGAAUCCAUUUUCGUCGCAAGCCUUCCUCACCAUGCUCCGCAACACAAUGGCUGGUCCAGGAGCUCCAGGCCUAGUCCGCCCCAACCCUUAUCAGUUCCUACAAGCCCAGCAAAACAGUAGUUUUGCAGCAGCGAUGGCGGCGUCUAACUCAAACGGACUUCCAAAUCAUCCACAGAACGCACAACAGCCAGGUAUCGCUCCAAGGAUGUUGAACACGACAGCCAGGUCCAACAAGGAGAGGUACAUGUGCAAGUACUGCUCCAAGGUGUUCCCAAGAAGUGCCAAUCUGACGCGACACUUGAGAACACAUACUGGAGAACAGCCUUAUAAGGUAAGGGAUUGUUAACAAUGAAGUAACACUAACCUCGUAUUACGAGUAUUAUAGCACCACAACUGCACCUAAAAGGACAUUAAAUGCUAAAGAAGACAGUAAAAAACCUCAAAAAAUGAAACUAAUCUUUCUCUUUUCAGUGCACGUACUGUGAACGUUCCUUCUCCAUCAGUUCGAACCUGCAACGGCACGUUCGGAACAUUCACAACAAGGAGAAGCCCUUCAAGUGUUCUCAAUGUGACCGGUGCUUCGGACAACAGACCAACCUCGACCGACACAUUAAGAAGCAUGAGAUGCAACGAGAAAGUUCGUUGGAGUCAUCGCACAGCAACAAUAACUUGAGCUCCUCCAUGCCCUCAGGGUUUCUUCUGAAUUCGCUGAAGCAGAAAGAUUCGAUGCCACUUCAGUUCAACGUGUCCAACUUGUUCCAAGCCAAACCUUAG